Sabethes cyaneus is the source of this 508-nucleotide messenger RNA. RefSeq names its product general odorant-binding protein lush (gene lush). Gene Ontology annotation, molecular function: dibutyl phthalate binding; odorant binding. Lineage: Eukaryota; Metazoa; Arthropoda; Insecta; Diptera; Culicidae. The record is from RefSeq and is a predicted model, not a curated record. Gene Ontology annotation, biological process: olfactory behavior; sensory perception of smell. Gene Ontology annotation, cellular component: extracellular region. Bases 1 to 441 code for a protein of 146 amino acids. The transcript has 5 exons.
AUGAGAGGUUUGAUAGUUUUGACGUUGAUGGUGGUAUUAAAAGUGCUAGGACCUAGUGAUGGCGCGAUGACUAUGAAGCAGCUGAACAAUUCACUUGAUAUGAUGCGAAAAGCCUGUGCUCCAAAGUAUAAUGUUGAUGAAGCUAGUUUGAAUAAUCUCAGGGAAGGGAAGUUUCCUGUUGAUGCGGAUAAUGAACUCAAGUGUUAUACUAUGUGCAUAGCACAAAUGGCUGGAACACUUACAAAAAAAGGUGAAAUAAGUUAUUCCAAGACUGCAGCUCAAAUUGAUGCAAUGCUGCCGACAGAACUGAAAGCUCCUGCCAAAGAGGCUUUAAAUGCUUGCAAAAAUGAACAAUCUUCAUACAAAGAUCCCUGCGACAGAGUAUUUUUCUCGAUAAAAUGUGCAGCUGAAUUUAAUCCAGAUGUUUUUAUCUUUCCCUGAACGACGACUACCUUGGCUCAUACCGGAAAAUGUGUAACGGAACUAUAUAUAAAAUGUAGAAUACAAU